Nematolebias whitei (Rio pearlfish) is the source of this 987-nucleotide messenger RNA. RefSeq names its product proteasome activator subunit 2 (gene psme2). The coding region runs from base 181 to 918 and encodes 245 amino acids. Gene Ontology annotation, biological process: positive regulation of endopeptidase activity; regulation of proteasomal protein catabolic process; regulation of G1/S transition of mitotic cell cycle. The record is from RefSeq and is a predicted model, not a curated record. Gene Ontology annotation, cellular component: cytoplasm; nucleoplasm; proteasome activator complex. Gene Ontology annotation, molecular function: endopeptidase activator activity. Lineage: Eukaryota; Metazoa; Chordata; Actinopteri; Cyprinodontiformes; Rivulidae. The transcript is spliced from 11 exons.
GGAAGGAUACAGUAAGGCUGACACUGCGCCCUCCGUCGUUUAAUCGAAAGUAAAGUGAACGAGCGAAUAAAACAAGUCAACCUAGAAGGAGAACACACUCUACUCAGCGGUGCCCGGACACAAAGUACUUUAAAUCCUGCGGGACUUGUUAUUUUACAUCAUAUUUUAAAUAUAUUCAUCAUGUCAAAAGCUGCAACGCUGAAAAUUCGCAGCGCGAGCGCAGUCAAGGUGGACCACUUCCGUCAGUCACUGUACCAGGAGGCGGAGACUCUGUUGUCCAGUGUCGUUCCUCAGAAGAUGAUUCUGCUGGACUCUCUGCUCAGGGAUGAUGCUCUCAGCAUCACAGACAUGUCUUCGCUCCAGGCUCCAUUGGACAUCCCCAUCCCAGACCCUCCGUCUCCAGAAGACGAGGAAAUGGAGACUGACAAGAACGAGGAUGAUAAGAAGAAAAAGAAGAAAGCUCCAAAAUGUGGCUUCAUCAAAGGAAAUGAGAAAAUUAUGCUGCUUUUGGAAAGAGUGAAGCCCGAGAUCGUAGCUCUCAGAGAGACUAUCAUCAUAGUGUCGAGCUGGAUUCAGCUCCUCAUUCCCAAAAUAGAAGAUGGAAAUGAUUUUGGAGUUGCCAUCCAGGAGAAAAUCCUGGAGAGAAUCACAGCCGUGAAGACGAAAGUUGAUGAAUUUCAAACCAACAUCAACAAGUUCUUUUCAGAGAGGGGGGACGCCGUCGCCAAAGCCUCCAAAGAAACUCACGUGAUGGAUUACCGCUCACUUGUUCACCAGAAAGAUGAAGCCAUCUAUUCUCAGAUCAGAGUGAUCGUUCUCGACAUCCGUGGAUUCUAUGCCGAGCUCUAUGAUGUCAUCCACAAAAACCUGGAAAAGGUGACCAAUCCAAAAGGAGAGGAGAAGCCGUCCAUGUACUGAAGCUGCAGAGCUCACGCUACAAAAACACUCGAGUUUGACGUCUAGUCCCAUAAUAAUCUACUUCAUCUA